CUCUGAGUUUGUGAUAAGAGAAAGAAAGACACAUGUGAAGAGUUUUCUGAAAACUAGUUCAUUUGUAGAGGAUUUGAAACAGCAUGGGAGGAAAGCUAUAGUGUGUCUCCAGUAUUUCAUUCAAGGGCUGUGUACUAUAGCCCCCCAAAAUACAUUCUUCUCCUCUGGAGAAGAUUCAGGGGGAUUCAGGAUAGGGGAGUGGAAUACAUGGUAAAGUGAACACUACCUCUGCACUGAAUUUUGGGUUGCAAAUCACACAGUUUCUGUUCUGGAACAGGCUGGAGGCAUGGGCACUGGGGCAGGGACGGGUAAGAGAGGCAGCUAGAGAAGUCAUUUGGUUGUGUUUCAGACUGUGACUUCUAAAUACUAAAAGCUGAUUCCCAUUUCCUUUCUCCCACUGCUGCUCGCCUCCAGUGUGCUUUACCUCCUGCUGCAGGCAUGUGGUCUGCCAUAGAAGUGUGGGUUGUAUUUUUUUUCGAUUUGACUAAGAGCAUAUUUCCUAAUCUAAACCCUUAAUGAAGACAAAAGGUCUGUAUUGCAGGGUAGGAAGAUAUUAACCAGAAACAUGUUAUUAGCAGGGAAGAGUCAUUCUCCGUAUGUCCAUGUUUUUGAAUGACUUAAUUGAGGAGAAGAGCUCUCUUCUGAUAAUAGCUUUUUGCAUAGGGUGACAACGAGGGUGGAAUGGUGGAGAUGCUGUGAUGCCUGCUUUCUUGAAAAGGUUCAUUAAGCCAUUAUUAAAGUGAUUGUAACCAAUUCUGUUACAGAUCCAGAGCGCUUUGAUAUGCUAGCCAUUUGCAUGGCAAUCUCUCAAGGGAGAAAACAAGUGUUGCAGAGGCUCUGAGUAUUUAAUUUUUGAUUGAUCUUCCAUAGAAUUUUACAAGAUAAAGCAGAGUGGAAAAUACUCGGAUAUUACCUGGAUGUUGUUCACGUACACUAAGACAUAGACUUUGGCUGUAUUUUUGAGAACCGCUUGAAGCUAGAAAUCUGAAAGGAUGCCUGUGCCGCCGCCGCCACCACCACCACCUCCUCCACCACCUCCACCUCCUUCUGGAGGGCCCCCUCCACCACCACCUCUGGCAAGUUCAGAGGUACCAAAGCUGCGAAAGGAAGACCAAAAGGCACGGAAUGCACUCUUAGCUGAUAUCCAGCAGGGAACUCGCUUAAGAAAAGUGACUCAAAUCAAUGACCGCAGCGCACCACAGAUUGAGAAACCCAAAGGAAUUAACAGAGAUGCAGUUAACCCAGCUGUUAACAAAAGUGGCCCUCAGCAGCCCCUGGGAGGCUUAUUUGCAGGUGGCUUUCCUGUCCUCAGACCAGCAGGCCAGAGGGACAUGUCAGCUGGGAAGCCCGGGCAGCUCCCUGGCAUCCGUCCAGCGGCUCCCAAGCCCGCUGCCCCACCGAAUAGCAGCGCUGCCAAGGCGAGCAGCGUCCCCUCGCAUCCCACCGAAGGCCCCAGGGCACCUGCUCCACCAGACCCCCCCAGCGCCCCCCGAGGGCCCGGCACCGUGCCCGGGCGGCCCAGCCUGCCGGCACCCCCUCCGCCGCCGCCUGCUGCCAGCAAACCUUCCCUCACCUUCCCCCCUCCUCCCGCUGUGCCCCCCCCAGCAGAGCGCCCUCCCAAGGGGGUGUCCCCCAGCGCAGCCCCUCCUCAGCCUGACAAACUCACUAAGCUUCAGGCAGGUGCUCCACACGCACCCCCUCCACCUCCUCCUCCUCCUCCUCCUCCUCCCCUGCCCUUUGUGCCCCCCUGCGGGUUUCCAAGCAGGACAACCGAUUUCCCUGCUGCUGCUCCCACCCCGGCUGAAGGCAGGGAUUGUCUGCCCCCCACCCCGCCUCCUCCCCCGCCCCACGCGCACCCCCUGACCUCCAACAGGCUCUCCUUCCCACCCUCCCCAGCCUUUAACAGCGCUCCCGGCAGCGCUGACGUGCCCCCGCCGCUGCCCCCCAAGUCUCCCAACCUGCUGUCCCAGCUCCACAAGCCAAGCAGCAUCCAGUCCUUGCCGCUCCCUCCCACCCCCAGCCUCCAUCAGCCUGUAGCAGCGGUGGCACCAGAGACCAGGAAGAAGAGGCCCGGCCGAGGCACAGGAACUGGUGCUGGGAAGCUAGUCACACCUCCACAGCCACCAGCAAGGUCACCUACAACUGAGCUUACCAGCAAGUCUGGAGUCUCAGCCUGGGCUGCAGCUCAUGACCCCUACCCACCACUUAAAAAUGGAAACAUGCACAUCAUCGAUGACUUUGAAUCUAAAUUUACUUUCCAUUCUGUGGAAGAUUUCCCCCCACCUGACGAAUUCAAGCCAUUUCAGAAAAUCUAUCCCAGCAAGACAGCUAGAGAUCCCUCCAAAAAUCCUCCAUUAAGAACACACGUUAGAUGAGAAGAGUCUUUUGAUGCUCUCUGGAUUCAAAAAAGAACAACAUCAAGAUAAUAUCUGAAACAGAGGGGUUCCCAUUACAGUGAUAGAGAUUGUAUUUGAUUUGCAAGUGCUGCGCUGUUAACAUUCUAUAGACUGGAACAGCAAUGUACAUCAUGCUUUUUGAACUGGACUACAUACUACAGGAGUGUUAGUAACAGCUUUUAAAUUACUGUAUAUAGGUGGAUACUUUUUAAGAAAAGCAGCAUAAAAUUGAAAUUCUUUGUAGUGUUGAAACAAUUCUCAAUCAUGCUGACACGUUACCUCAGGAUACUUUUUUGCAAUACAUGCCUGGAGUUAAUUUUUCCCCUUCCAUCAUAAUUUUAAAGUAUCUUGGAAAUUCUCCAGUUAUUAUUCAGCCAUUUUUCAAUGAACUGCCAGAAGCUAACAUGCUACCUUUAGUCUCUUUGUACGGUCCUUUAUUUCUUCUAUUCUGCCUAUCCUCAGAUCGCAGCAGAAUAUCACUUUCAUGAACAGAUGGGCCCACAAUCCUCUUCUCAUCAAUCAUGAAGAGGACAGAGAUGACCAGGAGCUGUGGCUGCUGUUGAGCCUACCUCCUAUUGAAUACAGAUCCUUAUAGGAUAGUGCCUGAAGAAGCCCAGCUGGGUAGGGUGGUCAUGGACUUGACUUGAGAAGGAAGAUGGAAAUUUUCCAAACUGGAAGAAAAGAGAAGUUGUUCUACUGUAAGCAAAAAAAAAAACCCAAUGGUGUGUGUGAAUACACAUGCUAUGAAGUAUGUAUGUAAGGGCAACUGUCCUGUAUUUCUGGCUGGCCAAAUGGUUAUUUACCAUUUUGUGUGAUGGACUGUCUUUACCCAGCAAUUAGGAGGCCUUUGGAUGAGUGGUCCAAAGCCUACAUUUUAAACAGGCAACUAGAGCUACUACUGUUCACACAAGGCAGUGAGGAUUCAUUGUCCAAAAUACACCAUGUGGAGCAAGCACUCCCCAAAGAUAGAGUUGGCUGAAAAAAGGUAACAACCUACAGCAAAGACAUGAGCUUCUGCUUUUCAUAUGCAGCCUGGGGUAAGGUCUUUGGAUUGCAGAAGUUCAGGUCUGGUCAAAAGCAAUCUAUUCCCAGCACAAAUUACUCUUGUGCAUUUCACUG
This is a messenger RNA of Pezoporus occidentalis (night parrot), 3515 nucleotides long. It is a transcript of the gene WIPF3, whose product is annotated as WAS/WASL interacting protein family member 3. Lineage: Eukaryota; Metazoa; Chordata; Aves; Psittaciformes; Psittacidae. The record is from RefSeq and is a predicted model, not a curated record. Bases 993 to 2375 code for a protein of 460 amino acids. Gene Ontology annotation, molecular function: actin binding. The transcript is spliced from 8 exons.